GUCUCUCUCAGGUUGCCCACUUUCUGAUGAUCUCAUCUCCCAUUACCAAAAGUCAUUACUUGAGACUCAAUACUUGAGCUUUCUCUUGUUUCUGAAUCUUCUCUGGGUCCUCUCCACCUGAAUACCUCUCACUCCUUCACCUGGUCUCGUUCCUUUGCAGCCAACGCAUCUGUGUAAGCGUUCUUAUUGUUUCUGUAAAUAAAUCAUACAUUUUUCACUUGCCUUGUUCGCCAUCGUAGCUCCUGAAUGCUAAAGUUAUGAACUUGAUUCUGUUUUGCUUGACACCCAUGUUUUGUGCUGAAAACUAUCAACUCUCAGCUUAGAUAUUAUUUAUAUACUUGUUAAGAAGGCGUUUCUGGUUUGGUCAUUAACCUCCUUGCUACUUAAGCUCUGUAGUCUUUAGAAGAUUGGUGGGUUUUGCUUUGAUUCAGUUUCUGAGCUGAUACAGAGGGUUUAGGUUUCUAAACCGAAAUAUUUGUUGGAUAAGGAACCAGUAAAUGAGUAUGAGGAAGUAUAUGAAUCCCCACUCAGCAAGGGUCUUUGGUGAUAGGGUUUGGGUUAUUCCAUUCUUUGCUAGCUUGAUCAUAUUCAUUACCCUCUUUUUCUCGGGCAUUUCUGGGCUGUUUACCUCCCCACAUGGUGGAGAGCAGUUGCCAUUUGACAUUAUUUCCUUCUCAAAAUCGGAUGACUCAAAUGAGUAUUUUGUUGAAUCUGAUUUGAAAAGAUCAUUGGAAACCAAUGGGCGUUCUGAAAUUGGGGCACCUAGAUUAGCAUAUCUUAUAUCAGGUACAAAGGGUGAUAGCCAUAGGAUGAUGAGGACUUUAAGCGCGGUAUAUCAUCCAAGAAAUCAAUAUAUCCUACAUUUGGAUCUUGAGGCUCCGCCUCGUGAAAGGUUGGAAUUGGCAAGUUCAGUGAAGGCUGAUCCUACUUUUAGUGAAGUGGAGAAUGUGCGUGUUAUGGCUCAAUCCAAUUUGGUGACGUAUAAGGGCCCUACAAUGAUUGCUUGUACCUUACAAGCCAUUUCCAUUCUGUUAAAGGAGAGCUCAGAGUGGGACUGGUUUAUAAACCUCAGUGCGUCAGAUUAUCCUCUCAUGACACAAGAUGAUUUGCUUCAUGCUUUCUCCAAUCUGUCUAGAAACCUCAACUUUAUUGAACUUAUGCAGAUUACUGGAUGGAAACUGAAUCAAAGAGCAAAACCAAUCAUAAUUGAUCCAGGCCUGUACUUAUCAAAAAAAUCUGACCUUGCAUGGACCACUCAGCGCCGAUCACUUCCUACAUCAUUCAAGUUGUUUACAGGUUCAGCUUGGGUAAUGCUAUCGCGAUCGUUUCUUGAAUAUUGUAUAUGGGGCUGGGAUAACCUACCACGUACCAUCCUUAUGUAUUACACCAAUUUUGUUUCUUCUCCAGAAGGCUAUUUUCAUACUGUUAUUUGCAACAACGAGGAAUUUCGCCACACUGCAGUAAGCCAUGAUCUCCAUUACAUUGCUUGGGAUAGCCCUCCGAAGCAGCACCCCAUCUCGUUGUCUAUGAAGGACUUUGACAAAAUGGUAAAGAGCAAUGCUCCAUUUGCUCGAAAAUUUGCAAGGGAUGACCCUGUCUUGGACAAAAUUGAUAAAGAACUUCUCGGUCGAAAAAGCCGGUUUGCGCCUGGGGCUUGGUGUAUAGGCAACCCAGAAGGUGGGGCUGACCCAUGCUCAGUGCGCGGUAAUGAUUCAGUGUUUAGGCCAGGUCCUGGUGCUGUGAGGUUCCAAGAGCUGCUUCAGACACUGUUGUCUGAAGAUUUCCAGAAAAAGCAAUGUACAUGACAGAGCAGAAGUAAGAGUUGGAAAACCCAAGUGUACAUUAAUGUAUCCAUAGAUUACAAGGCUGAUGUAAAAUGACAGUGAGUUUUGUUUUAGAUAUAUUAAUAGAAUAUGCAAGCAUGCAACUUCCAUUUGG
This is a messenger RNA of Prunus mume (Japanese apricot), 1938 nucleotides long. Its product is annotated as beta-glucuronosyltransferase GlcAT14A. Lineage: Eukaryota; Viridiplantae; Streptophyta; Magnoliopsida; Rosales; Rosaceae. The record is from RefSeq and is a predicted model, not a curated record. Gene Ontology annotation, molecular function: glucuronosyltransferase activity. Gene Ontology annotation, cellular component: membrane.